This is a messenger RNA of Phytophthora sojae, 1434 nucleotides long. RefSeq lists its product as hypothetical. Bases 1 to 1434 code for a protein of 477 amino acids. Lineage: Eukaryota; Oomycota; Peronosporomycetes; Peronosporales; Peronosporaceae. The record is from RefSeq and is a predicted model, not a curated record. The transcript has 5 exons.
AUGGUUCGCGCUAUCCGCCCCCCUCGCCCUACCUACACGAACUCCCAAGUCUCGGGGUUUUACUUCCGCCCGUGUCGCGACGAGAACGACGAGGUGAUUCUCGAGUAUUUCCGUUGCCGUUGCGGCACGGUUCGGAAGCAAACCCAUAGGAACGGGUACUCCAACCUGAUGCAACAUAUCAGGCGGGAGCACCCUGACUACGAGACCGUCAUGCUCGACGCUACGACGGCGGAGACAGGCUCCCUCGUGAACUUCGUCCGCCACUCGGCGCUCAACCUCCACGGCUGGAUGGUUUGGAUUGUCAUGUGCAACCUGCCACUCUCUUUUUGUGAGAGCCGAGAAGCUCGGCGCCUGGACCCCAUCUCGGAGGAAACGCUGCGGGCUGGCAUGGACGGGGUCGUCGUCGCCGUCGAGCGUUCGAUUGCGUCGGAGCUCCCAGCACGCUUCGGCAUCAUGCUCGACGGCUGGACACACGCAUCUGAGCACUACAUCGCCGUGUUCGCGUGCUAUGAGGUGAACGGCUGUCCCAAGACAACGCUACUCAGCAUGGCCCCGCUGCUGGACGCGCUGGACGACGAUCUCUCCGCGCAGGGCCAUCUCGAGUUUCUAACCAUGCUGCCGCGCGAUUACGGCGUACAGCUGGCGCAGUGUCGCUUCCUCGUAGCUGACAACUGCGCCGUAAACCGGCGGCUGGCAACUCUUAUGAGUGUGCCGCUUGUUGGUUGCGCAAGCCACCGCCUGAACCUUGCUGUUCAGGCGGGCAUGGCGUCGCAUGAGGAAGACCUAGCUGCUGUGCAGACGCUCAUGAUAAAAUUGCGUACUCUCACCCAAUCUGCCAAACUACGCUCUACGUUCGAGAUGGUACGGCGCUACCUCCAGCUCCUCGAGUUGCUUGACGCCGAAGACGACGACCUCAUGGACCUGCUGCCGCCGCCGGCGAUGAACAAGCGACUGCGGGCAUUGUACGAGGAGCUGUGCGACAUCGAGUCGGUCUCGAAGGCCCUUCAAGGCCACGACGUCGACCUGCUGGACGUUCGCGAGUGGUUCGACGAGCUGAUCGCUGUCAAGCAACAAUAUGGGCGCUACAUUGGGCCUCGGGCCAACAUUGUGCACAACCCAGAUUUUGAGGCUGGGUGUCCCUUCGAAGCUGCCAGACCGGACGACGCGGCCGCGAGUGAAGAGGAGGAGGAUCCAGCCGCGUCGUUCGUGGAGCGUCUUCGGAAGCCCCGGCGGCUUGCACAGGACCGUGUCAAGUAUGAGCAGCUGAAGAGCAUCCCACCCACGUCGAACGUGGUGGAACGCUUCUUCAGCAUUGCUCGGGUAACGUUUGGUCAUCAACGAGACGGCCUGCUGCCACGCACGCUUGAGACGAUUUUGUUUCUCCGCCAGAAUCGGUCGUACUGGGAUGCAACGACUGUGGACAAUUUGAGCUAG